AGAGAGAGAGAAAAUUAGGAAGGAAAAAAAAUGAAAAAUGAAAAUGAAAAACGCGUAUUCUGUAAAGAACACAGUUUGAAUCUUCUCUCUCUCUCUCUCUGUAAGUCUCUCAUCGUCCUCCUUUGUCUUCCCUUCCUUUCCCCUUUUUUCUUCAACCAAAAUUAGGGUUAGGGUUAGGGUUUUCAAAACCCUUGAUCUUCAUCUUCCCCACACGAUUUUCUCUUCCUUUACGGACGCUGUUUUCUUAUUAUUAUUGUUUUUUGUUGUGGGGGGUUUUCUUUUUCUUUUUCUUUUUCUUUUUUUUUUCUUUUGAUAACAAGCCCUUCCAAAGGGGGGGGGAUUCCGGUAUGGGUUCCUCUUCGUCUUCAUUUUUAGUCAUCAAAUGGUUCUCCUUCUGCAGACCCACCUCGCCAAUUCUUCUCUCCAAGCUUUUUUUGCUUUUCUUUAUUCUCUUCUUCUUUCAAACUGAUAUUGUUUUUGGCGAUUCCGACAAAUCCGUGCUUCUUCAGUUCAAAAAUGCUCUUUCUGACCCAUCUGCUUUGCUUUCUUCCUGGACUCCCACUGCUUCUGAUUACUGCUUCUGGUUUGGCGUUUCCUGCGACUUCAAUUCUCGGGUUGUCUCUCUCAACAUUUCUGGGAAUGGUGGUUCUUCAGGUAAUUCCAAUGCUUUUCCCUGCUCUGAUUCUUCUAAAUACCCUCUUUAUGGACUUGGAAUCAGAAGGGGUUGUGUGGGUAAUAGAGGUUUACUCAUUGGGAAGCUUCCGUCUGUGAUUGGGAAUCUCACUCAGCUCAGGACUUUGUCUCUUCCGUUUCAUGCUUUUAAGGGUGAGCUUCCUAGGGAAAUCUUCGGAUUGGAGAACCUUGAGGUUCUUGAUCUGGAAGGGAACUCUUUAACUGGGCUGCUUCCCAAUGAUUUUGCCAGGCUGAGCAAGUUGCGUGUUCUCAAUCUUGCAUUCAAUAAGCUUACUGGUGAGAUUCCUAGCUCGCUUUCGGGUCGUAAGAGCUUAGAGAUCUUGAAUUUAGCUGGGAAUCAGUUGAAUGGGACAAUUCCUCAGUUUGUUGGUCAGUUGAGAGGGGUCUACUUGUCUUUCAAUUUUUUUACAGGAUCCAUUCCGAAUGAGCUUGGGAAUAACUGCGGAAAGCUUGAGCAUCUCGACCUGUCUGGUAAUUUUUUGGUCAGUGGGAUUCCAAGCAAUCUGGGAAAUUGCACUCAGUUGCAGACAUUGUUGCUGUAUUCUAAUAUGCUGGAGGAAGCCAUUCCAGCUGGAAUUGGUAAUUUGCUGAAGCUGGAAGUACUUGAUCUUUCGAGGAAUAGCCUCAGUGGUCCGAUACCCUCUGAGCUAGGAAAUUGCUUGCAGUUGUCUGUCCUUGUGCUCUCGAAUCUCUUCAAUCCAAUUCCCAAGAUCAACUACACAGACGACAACUCUCCAACUGAGGAACUUAGUGAUGAUAGUUUUAACUAUUUUGCGGGUGGUAUACCUGAGACAAUAACAACCCUUCCAAAGCUGAGGAUAUUGUGGGCCCCUAGUGCAAACCUCAAUGGCAGAUUCCCUUCCCAAUGGGGUAAGUGUGAAAUCUUGGAGAUGAUCAACUUAGCUGGUAAUUAUCUUUAUGGGGAGCUUCCCAGUGGGUUUAGCGUCUGCAAAAAGCUUCAAGUUCUUGAUUUAAGCUCAAACCAGCUUUCUGGAGAACUUGAUAAAAACCUACCAGCUCCUUACAUGACACUGUUUGAUCUUAGCGGUAACCGCUUUAUUGGUGAGAUUCCUACAUUCUGUGGCAGUGAUUGCUCACCACCGAAGUCCCGUUUGAAUGGAUAUUUGGAUCUUGACGAUGCCUCAUCCCGGUAUCUUUCGUUUUUUGUCAGUAGGAUUCGAGAUGCAACUCCUUUUGAAUUUGUUGGAAAUGGUGAUCUGAUAAUACAUAACUUUGGGGACAAUAACUUCACAGGCAACCUUCUGUCAUUGCCAUUUCCGCGUGAUAGACUGGGAAGGAAAACUGUUUAUGCUUAUCUGGUAGGUGGGAAUAAGCUGACUGGACCAUUUCCAGAUAGUUUGUUUGAGAAAUGCGACGAUUUGGGGGGAUUGAUCUUUAAUAUUAGCAGCAAUAAAAUAUCUGGGCCAUUUUCUGCGACAAUUGGUAAGAAGUGUGGUUCUCUCAAAUUCUUGGAUGCAUCUGGUAAUCAGAUGACUGGGCAGGUACCUGCUAGCUUUGGAGAGCUAUUAUCUCUAAGUCAUCUGAACCUAAGUUGGAACAAGUUUCAGCAUCAAAUACCUACUUCUCUCGGACAGAUGGCUGAUUUGAAGUACCUUUGUUUGGCUGGAAAUAACUUUAAUGGUUCUAUACCUGCUACCUUGGGAAAGUUGCAGUCUUUGGAGUUGCUGGAUCUUUCAUAUAACGAUCUUUCUGGUGAAAUUCCCAUAGAUCUUGUAAACUUGAGAGGCCUAAAAGUUCUGCUGCUCAACAAUAAUUCACUUUCUGGACAGGUUCCCUCUGGUUUAGCGAAUGUUACCACACUCUCUGCAUUUAAUGUGUCAUUCAACAACUUGUCUGGUUCCCUGCCAUCAAAUAACAACAUGAUUAAAUGUAGUGGUGCAAUUGGAAAUCCUUACCUUCGCCCGUGCCGUAUGUAUUCUCUGGCUGUGCCCUCAUCUGAAAUGCAAGGUUCAGUUGGUGACUCAAGUAGUUUUGCAGCUUCACCGUCUGGCAUUGCACCCCAAACAAGUGGAGGUGCCAGCUUCAAUUCCAUUGAGAUAGCAUCCAUUACCUCUGCCUCUGCCAUUGUUUCUGUUCUUAUUGCUUUGAUUAUCCUAUUUCUAUAUACACGAAAGUGGAAUUCGAGAUCUAAAGUAAUUGGCUCAAUGAGAAAGGAAGUGACGGUUUUUACUGAUAUUGGGGUUUCCCUGACGUUUGAGAAUGUGGUGCGUGCUACAAGUAAUUUCAAUGCAAGCAACUGCAUUGGCAGUGGAGGGUUUGGGGCAACUUACAAGGCAGAGAUUGCAUCAGGGAUGCUGGUUGCAAUAAAACGACUUGCUGUAGGUCGAUUUCAAGGUGUCCAACAGUUUGAUGCAGAAAUUAAAACUCUUGGAAGGCUGCGCCAUCCAAACCUUGUCACCUUAAUUGGUUACCAUGCCAGUGAAACAGAGAUGUUCCUGAUAUAUAAUUAUUUGCCAGGAGGUAAUUUGGAAAAAUUCAUCCAAGAGAGGUCUACAAGAGCAGUUGAUUGGAGAAUUCUUCACAAGAUUGCACUGGACAUAGCCCGUGCGCUUGCGUAUCUUCAUGAUCAGUGUGUACCACGGGUCCUCCACCGUGAUGUGAAACCAAGCAAUAUACUAUUAGACGAUGAUUUCAAUGCUUAUCUCUCUGAUUUUGGAUUGGCCAGGCUUCUUGGGACUUCUGAAACCCAUGCUACCACCGGUGUGGCUGGAACUUUUGGCUAUGUAGCUCCUGAAUAUGCCAUGACUUGCCGUGUCUCUGAUAAAGCAGACGUGUACAGUUACGGCGUGGUGCUUCUUGAGCUACUCUCAGACAAGAAAGCACUAGAUCCCUCGUUUUCCUCAUAUGGAAAUGGUUUUAACAUAGUAGCUUGGGCAUGUAUGCUGCUUCGUCAGGGGCGUGCCAAGGAAUUCUUCACGGCAGGGUUAUGGGAGGUAGGCCCCCAUGAUGAUUUGGUUGAAGUAUUACACUUAGCAGUUGUUUGUACAGUUGACUCUCUGUCGACUAGGCCGACAAUGAAGCAAGUUGUACGACGGCUUAAGCAGCUUCAACCGCCAUCCUGUUAGAAAGCGGCAACACAGGCAUUUAUUGACAUAGUUAAUUUGUAGAAGAUUAGAGAGAGCCAGAUUGAUUGUAAUUUGUGUUUUCUUAUGAAUGCAAAAGCACUGCUGCCAUAGGUUGGCUGGUUGAGUUCUAAACUUGUAGUUAAUUUUCUCUUGUAAAUUCUAAUAUAGUUGUGCCCUCAAUUUUUUUUCUAUAAACAAGAAUGCUGCUCUUUGUGGAUGA
Molecule: messenger RNA, 3999 nt
Organism: Benincasa hispida (wax gourd)
Lineage: Eukaryota; Viridiplantae; Streptophyta; Magnoliopsida; Cucurbitales; Cucurbitaceae
Gene: RPK2
Product: receptor-like protein kinase 2
Biological process (GO): protein phosphorylation
Molecular function (GO): protein kinase activity; ATP binding; protein binding
Source: RefSeq, a predicted model, not a curated record